This is a messenger RNA of Ophidiomyces ophidiicola, 2514 nucleotides long. RefSeq lists its product as uncharacterized. The record is from RefSeq and is a predicted model, not a curated record. Gene Ontology annotation, biological process: DNA-templated transcription; regulation of transcription by RNA polymerase II. Gene Ontology annotation, molecular function: zinc ion binding; RNA polymerase II cis-regulatory region sequence-specific DNA binding; DNA-binding transcription factor activity, RNA polymerase II-specific. The transcript has a single exon. Lineage: Eukaryota; Fungi; Ascomycota; Eurotiomycetes; Onygenales; Onygenaceae. Gene Ontology annotation, cellular component: chromatin. The coding region runs from base 1 to 2514 and encodes 837 amino acids.
AUGCUCCAAAUCCUUUGCGAGGAGGUGCGCCAGUGCUCCCCUGUCUGGCGGAAUUCCGCGUUGAUAUCGACUAACAAACCGCAAAGUGACCUCCUGGUUCGCCACGAACGCCUGGUCCAUCAUGCGGAGACUGCGACCGCUAGAGCUGACCAUCGACCUGCUGCAACGGCUGCCGAGCUUCCUCCCUCUCUUCCUCCGCCUGCAGCGCCGCCCGCACCCAUCUCUCAUGAGGAGCGACUAUUAGGAAUCCCCGACCGCCUGCCAAUUCACUCAGCGUCCAUUGCCCGGCCUGAUGCCUCUGCACCAACGACUGCCCAGGUUUUAGACCAGACCCAGUACAAUCCUGCGUGGGGUUACGACUUGAAUUUGCUCUCUCACGCGGCCAGUCACGUUGCGCUCGAAAACCAACAGGAACAGGUGGCACCACCGGCUCCAAAAACGCCGCAGCCACCACUUUUACAUGAUAAACCAGCAGUCGACAGCUAUGGAAUUGAGCCAUCUAUCUUGGACUUGGCCGACCUAGGGGAUCCGGUUCAAGACUUCACGUCUUUUCUCGAGAGUGUGGGAUUCGCGGCAGAUUGGGACUCUGGCAUGUUUGCCGUUGAAACAGAGAAUUUCCUACAGCCUCCAGCACUCCAACUGCAGCCCCCAGUCACACCUCCGCGGUUUAAUCGAGAUAUUAUUCACGAUCAACGUAAUAACGAGGAAGGCAAUUCGUUUUCUAACUUUGGUUCUCGACUUCCGUCACUGCAGCCAGAACCACAAGAGCCGGAGGAACGCAGUGGCGUAUCUGAGGAGAUAUCAAUGCCAAAACCCCCGUGGGAUAUAUCCAAUCAAGACCGCCAGUUAUUGGUCUCAAGACUGGAAGACUUUGCACAAUGCCUUCCAAAGGGGUUCGCCUCUCCAUCAAGACACGCCCUGUCUCGAUAUUUGGCUGGUUAUAUAAAUGGACUAAAUGAGCACCUUCCCUUCAUCCACACCGCCACAUUUUCUAUUUCCCGCUCUCCUCCAGAGCUGACGCUUGCUCUUGCGGCGGCCGGCUCCCAUUAUCGAUUUGAAAAUGCUCGUGGAAUCGAACUUUUUCACGCUUCAAAGGCCAUCCUGCUGGAGAGAAUCCGGCGUCGAGACAACAGGAGAUUACCACAGCAGUGGAAUAUACUCCAAGCGUCAAAUGCAGCCGUAUACAGCUCGCGGGGCUCUUCUGCUGCCCCCAAUCAAGCCGGAAGCCCCUUCCAAGUACCGUUCAUUACACCUUUGGAACAGGGAGCGAUCCUGGACGAAGAUUCCGAAGGACAAAUGGAAAUUAUACGUACAUUUUUACUGCUUACUGUUUUUGCAUCCUGGGAACGACACCCUGAUUUGCUUAGAGAGAUACUUGCUUUACAAAGUACACUCGCGCGGCUUGUUCGCGACCAUGGGCUCACCGACCCUGGACCCCUUCCGGAGACUGCUUCCUGGGAGGACUGGGCUCGUCAAGAAGCCGAUCGUCGGACUAAAUUAAUAGUCUACUGCUUCUUCAAUCUCCACUCCAUAAUGUAUAACAUUCCGCCAUUGAUACUGAAUUCGGAGCUAAAGCUUAACAUGCCAUCGGCGGCGGAUGAGUGGAGGGCAACAACGGCUACCCAAUGGCGCCGUUUGCGUCGACUUCGUGCGAAUACCGAUGUAUCAUUCCAAGAAGCAUUUGCAAAGCUCUUUGUGAAGUCAUCAUCAGCGCCAACUAGUUAUGGCUCCGUCUCGCCUCUCGGAAACUAUGCUCUAAUUCAUGCUAUUAUUCAACAAAUAUUUUUCGCUAGGCAGCUAUGCUUAUCAGCGCCUCUCAUGACGGGCACAAGUUUGCGGCAAGAAGACUUGAUCGCCUUAGAAGCAGCCUUGGGGGUUUGGAAGGCUGGAUGGAGACGAACUCCAGAAUCGAGCAUCGACCCCCAAAAUCCGGCUGGUCCCAUUGCAUUCACCUCUACAGCCUUGCUUGGUCUGGCGUACAUAAGGUUGCAUAUCGACCUUGGACCUUGCCGUCGCCUUGUUACUCAAGAUCCGCAUCAAAUAGCCCAAGCCUUAAAGGACUCUCCGCCCGUGAAACGCCAUCCUAGGCUUAUCAUGGCGCUUCUUCAUUCUGCACAUGCAUUAUCGAUCCCGGUUCGUUUGGGCAUAGAUUUUGUUGCCAGGACCCAUUCUUUCUUCUGGAGUAUUCAGCAUUCUAUAUGCAGUUUGGAAUGCGCGUUUCUCUUGAGCCGAUGGCUGCUUUCCGUCCCUUCGACACAGACUGAGCAGCCACUCUCGGAACAUGAACGGAAAUUGGUUCUCUGGAUUAAGAGCAUGAUGGACGAGACGGAUAUGUCCGGUGAAGUGGAAUCUACGUCUGAACUGGACUUCCUAAAUGAUCCUGUGAAGGUCAAGCAUCUAAGCGUUACUGUAGUGCGAGUCUGGUCAAGAACUUUCAAAGGAAACACAAGUUGGCCGAUUGUUGACCUUAUUGGGUCGAGCCUGGAGCUUUAUGCUGACUUGCUAGAUAUGUGA